ACAUAGUGGCUCCAUUUGAGGAAGAUUGCUUAUCUCUCUCCUCCUGUCCACAACUCGACUGGGCUGAGAAAUCAAUCUAACCUUCCAAACAACUCCAGGAGUUGCUCCUCAUCGGGAUGUGUUUUAAGAAGCACUGAUGGACUUUAAUGAAAUUUGGACCACUGUGAAUCUCCUAAACGACUAUUUCAAGUAUUUGUCUUGCGCCAUUCCGAUGAAUGCUGCGCCAAACGGCGCUGCCUAAACUGACACAGCCUGCGCGGACUCCCGUCGAUACUCGGUUGUAUUUGUGAGAGCGAAAGAAAAGAUCUGGUGAUUUGGUCCCGGAAUGUUAUUGGGGAGGAAAGGCUGCUUUGGUCAGACGCAAAAGUUUAAAGAAAGUUGGGACAAAGAGAAAACGUUGUGGUCUUCAUGUAAAUGCGCGCUUUCUGCGCAAACAUCACUUUUAUUUUUCCGUCUGGUGCAAUAUCGAAAAAGAUAAGAAACAGAAGAAUCAGUCAAUUGUGUGCGAAAGUCUUUCUCAACUACUCGUGGCUGUAAAUAACUUGUUGAAUGAGCAGCGUGUCCCUGGAGCGCAUUUAAAUGACGCUGCCAGUGGCAAAGAGCACAAUUGACAGAAGAUCAAGUUCAGACAUCUGCUGACUUAUGAAGAGUGCCACUCCUGUCUACACAUCAGAUCUGACCGUUCGUUGACCCUUUCAUCAACUGUCAACACUAGCAAAGAAUCUCAGUUUUUGACACAUCAUCCAGGCAGAAGUGGUAGCAAUCAAAGGCAAAAUAACUGAAUGGAGGCUAAUUGUUGCCUAAAGCUUCACACACAGAAGUAGUAAGAUGCUGCCACAGUUCUCAAAUGCCCCACUGCACUGUUCAGAGCCGCAUUUAAUUUAGAACAUUCUCUGUGAUACUGUCUAUUCUGUGACAAAGCAGCAACUGAAGAAAUCGACAGAAACCAUACCAAAUGCGAGCAGCGAUGUUUUGGCCUGUAUUGUUCACUCUGCAGGCUGUGUGCACCAGUGUGGUGCAUGCUAUGCAACAUUACCCUGCGGCCUGGGGACACUAUGACGUGUGCAAGUCCCAGAUCUAUACAGAGGAGGGCCUGGCAUGGGACUACAUGGCUUGUCAGCCAGAAGCCACUGACAUGACAAAGUACCUGCGAGUGGCCCUUGACCCCCCAAAUAUCACGUGUGGAGAUCCGCCAGAAACGUACUGCGCUUUGGAGAAUCCGUAUAUGUGCAACAAUGAAUGUGACGCUGCCACUGAGGAGCUGGCUCAUCCUCCUGAGUUGAUGUUUGACUUUGAGGGUCGCAACCCCACUACUUUUUGGCAGUCAACGUCAUGGAAGAAAUACCCAAAACCUCUGCAGGUUAACAUCACGCUGUCAUGGAACAAGACAAUUGAGCUGACUGACGACAUUGUACUGACCUUUGAGUCGGGACGGCCAGAGCAGAUGGUCCUGGAAAAGUCGCUCGACUACGGCCGGACCUGGACCCCCUACCAGUUUUAUGCCACUGACUGCCUGGACGCUUUUACCAUGGAACCCAAGACAGUGAAUGAUCUCACCCAGCGCACUCUGCUGGACAUCAUUUGCACUGAAGACUACUCCCGAGGCUACGUGUGGAAGAACGAUAAGACGGUACGUUUCGAGAUAAAGGACCGCUUUGCUCUGUUUGCUGGCCCUCGACUACACAACAUGGCCUCCCUAUACGGGCAGCUGGAUACCACCAAGAACCUGAGGGACUUCUUCACGAUUACUGAUCUGAGGAUUAGGCUGCUGAAGCCAGCCACUGGGGCCACCAUGGUGGAUGAGAACAACCUAUCCAGAUAUUUCUAUGCAAUCUCUGACAUCAAAGUGCAGGGCAGGUGCAAGUGCAACCUGCAUGCCAACAGCUGUGUGUUUGAUAAGGGGAAGCUGGGCUGUGAGUGUGAACACAACACCACAGGGCCAGACUGCAGCCGCUGCAAGAGACACUACCACGGAAGAGCUUGGAGUGUGGGCUCCUACCUCCCAAUACCCAAAGGAACUGCAAAUAUAUGUAUUCCCAGUAAUCAUGGACCAGUGCAUCGAGCAAAUGCUUCAUCUCUUGGUGUUGCAAAUCGUAACCAAGCUCGAGUGUGUGACAACGCAAUGCUGCGGUGUCAGAACGGCGGCACAUGCCACCACCAUCAGCGAUGCCAUUGUUCCCCCGGCUUCACAGGCGUCCUGUGUGAGAGAGCUCGCUGCCAGGGUCCCGGGCAGUGUGAUGACCAAUUGUCUGGACGGGCCUCUCUUCAUCAUCAGCCCAUAGGCUGCCAGCUUGCUCUUACCCUUGUAGUGCUCCCACUAUUGAUUGUUUCCCUUUGCUGAGAGACCUGAACCAAAUCCUCAACCAAAACACUAAGACCGCAAAUGUUGAGGCUGAACUCUCAACCUUAUAGACAUGAAGAACAAGAAUUUGUGGACAAUGUGCUCAGCGUACUUAUAAGCAACUCUUUUGUAUAUCUGAGGCCACAGUGGUGGGUGACAGUGUUUGUAGUGCAAGGGGUUGUGCACUGAUGUGUUAUACGGAAUGAUAGAAGGCUUGGUGAUGGCACUGCUCUCUUAUAACUUCACAGAGGAAACGACUGGAGCCCUUGCUUUGUGAUUGGCUAAUACGUCUUUGAAAGCAGACUGGAGACUCAGACAGAACUACCCACAUUUUGAGAACAAACUGUACAAACCUAGACACAGAUUUCUAAGUAUCAUCUGAAGUUAUUAAAAAAUAAUAGCGUGGACGGGAACAUCUUAAAACAUCUCGCCUCACUGCCUCCUUCCUUACUUGUUAUCUUCCUCUCUCCUUUCCCUUACUCUUCCCUGUUCCCCAUACCUUUCCUCUUCCUGUGCUUUGGUGACCCUAGUGAUUUACUUUGCUGACGGGUGUCUGUUGUUUUGCCAAACGCUGCACAUGUAUUAUUAUCAAGCCCCUUGCAAGUACCAAUAUAGUAUUUUUUUUUCUUUUUCAGAGGCUUUGUAGUCAUGCUUAAGCCCACCUGUAUGGGAAAAAAAGUUGUAACAUACUGUAACUGUAUUUAAUUUUGUAUAAAACAGAUAUUUUCAUGACUACGCAGAUCAAAAGAUGUAUUACUUGUUUUCUAUUGCUGCUGACCCGUUCUACAGUAGAUGUGGACUAUGAGUGAGUAAGGAGUUUGGUUGUAUUAUUCCUUUGCUUGUGUGGCACAUGGUUCUCUUUGUCUGAGAGCUGCUGUCAAAACGAUGUUUACAUACACACUUACACAAUACACUUCCACCAAAGCGGAAAAAGAAAAACAUGUCUUUGUCUUGUUGUUGAAUAGUAGUAAUUUUAUUCAGUAGUAACAUGACAUUUGAGACAAUAUAUGUAGCGUGAAACAGUGUAUUGUUUGUAGAUACAUACAAGCCAGUGACAAUAGCUGAAUGUCAUUUUAAAUUAUUUUUUAGAACUAUCAAUGCCAAUCAUUGACCAUUUCACUGAAACAACAGCUGCUGAUAUAUCAGUCAACAAAUAACUUCCUGGUUCUCUACGGUUGUUUCUCAUUUUUUUUAUUUUCAUUUGUACUGUGCUAUAAUACAUAUUUGUUGUGCUCAUGAAACAUGGAAGUAUCAGAAAAAUGUCAAGCCAAAUCCCAUUAACUUUAUGUUUAAUCUAACAAGAAGACUCAGAGAAAAGGAGGUUGCGCGUGUAGCAGAGGUUGUCCUGUUCAAAUCUGUAAUCAGAUCUAAUCCUUGAAUCAAAUGGGAAGAGGGGAAGGUUUUCUGAGCUGGAACGGUUUAAAGCCUGCAUCCUGCUGCGGGAGCCCCCACAAAAGCUACACGUUCAGGAAAUGAGUUUUAAUUCAUGGAGGGUCAAUGAAUAGAAAUGAAGUCACGUCCCACUGGGUGACAUAUUGAGGACUGAGAGCAAUUUCAUUUGAGAGAUUAAUUUUACUCCUGAGGUUGUCAUGAUACAUCUAAUUGUGCUGGAUUCUAAUGUAAGUGCCUCUUAUUAAAUGACACUGUCUAUGAAAAGAGUAGCAAAUGCCUUUUGACUUUUGGAAACUAAGAUAAGGUAUUAAUCGUUUGAUUGAUAGUGCAAAAAUCUUAAAAUGGGACAGGAUGAAAUUUUUGGAAGAGAAAAACAAAGCUUAUGGUCAGCAUAAACAAGAAACAAUGUGAGGCUGUCAAAUAACUGCAUUUAGAAAGUAAAUCAGUAACAUCAGAAUUGGUGUGCUGUGGGGUGUAUAGUGAUCAUACAGAGCUGAUGAGGUCUUUUUUUUACAGCCUUUCCAUGAACAAAAAUACUUUAGCAAAACCAUAAGGAACAAGAAAAACCCUCAGAGAGCGCAGUACUCCGAGAAGGCUGCUCAGUCGUUUUAUGAUUUCCGACGAACGAAGUCUUUAAACAAUUUGUAGUCUGCAGCGGUCAAUUUGUAGUAGGAUCACAAUCGUGAUGGUCAGCAGGCAGCUGACGUAGUGUUCACUUGUUGUCAUAGUUACAGUGACCCCAUGCCGCUAUCUUGAAACGAUACAGAAAUCUUUAACAAAUCCAUGCAUCCAGACUAUAAGUCACAUCACUGCCAAAAUCUAAUCAAUCGGUCCUUGUCUCAUUUCUGAUCUCUGAAAAUUUCAUCCAAAUCCGUCAGUCCAUUUUUGAGUAAUGUUGCAAACAGGCAAACAGGCCAACGUCGAUCGUCACAUAACUAAUAAUAACAACUAAGAGUAAUUAGUAGAUUUAUCAACUAAUAUAAUCUGCAAAUGUUGUCAGGUUCAGCUAACGACCAUACUAACCAUGCUAGGAACUUGCACUUUCAAAGAAACGGAAUGUUUAAUGUGGAAAAGAUCCAUUUACAAUAACACAUUCACUGUGUAGUAUUUUCCACAUUUGUGGACACCAGCGGAUGCUGUCAGCAUCUGACACCAAUCCUAUUAUCCACAGUAGCAUUAAAUUCAUCAGCUACAAUCUGAUGUGCUCAUCCAACUAUGUAUCUAAGUAUGUAAGCUAAAGGCUGCACAACAGGGUUGUGCUAUAUUAGAAUGAAAGUGUUUUCCUGACCAAAUAGUCUUACAUCAUAUCAUCAGCUGGCAAUGCUGAUUUUUGCCUGGGACAUGCAGCUUUAGCCUAAUUUUUUCAACAAGAUACAUUUGACCUCAAAGACAGUGCAUCACCUAAUAAUUUUACAUUUCUAACUACUUUUCAAGAAAAACAAACAGAAGAUGUUAUUCAUGCUGUAGUUAAGGCAAAAUAUCUGACAGCUGCUCUUAGUACAACAAGAUGACAAUUUUCAGCCUUUAUAAAACAGUUUUGGUGAGCGUCACAUUUAUGGUGUAAAUGUUAUCAGAAACCAUUGAGUUGCUUUAGUUGAUCAUUAGAAAUUUAAAACAAAAUAAAAAAGUUCACCAGGUGCCAUCCUGCCACAAACAGAAUGACUGUAACUCUUGUAGAACGGGCUUAUAUUUCUGAAAAGAACAGCUGAUGUAUUAUGAUAUUAGUAACUACAGGGGUCAGUCUUAUCUGAUACAGUCUGUAAGAAUAACUGGGAACAUUACAUAAUUAUGUAAGCUAUCAGUCAUUUCAAUAAUAAAGACAUUUCUAAAUGGUACUCUUUAAAAAAAAGUAAAACUAAACAGCUCAGUGUGAAAUGGCAGAAGGCAGCUUGGAGACAGAUUUAUAGUAUUUAGCUAACUUCAGCAAUCAACUCUGUUAGCAACAGAUUCCAUAUUAUUGGCUAGAAAAGACUCGCUUUCUAAUUUUGAUCUUCCCCAGUUGCUCUUUCAAGCAAUACUGCAGCAACCCUGUAUCUGUCCAGCAUUGUAUCACUUUCUGUGAUUUAAAAGUUUUCUUCAAGGUUCCUUUCACUGAACGAGCUCUGCAGAAUGUAAAGUGGCACACUUGAGACUAUUUGUGGUGACAGUUUGUGGAAAAGACGUUUUAGAGCAGUUUGUGUGCACGCAUGUGUGUGUGUGUGUGUGUGUGUGUGUGUGAGAGUGUGUCUGUGUCUGUGUGUCUGUGUGUCUGUGUCUGUGUGUCUGCAUGUCUGCGUGUGUGCGUGUGUGCGUGUGUGUCUGUGUGUGUGUCUGUGUGUCUGUGUGUCUGUGUGUGUGUGUGUGUGUGUGUGUGUGUGUGUGUGUGUGUGUGUGUGUGUCUGUCUGUGUCUGUGUCUGUGUGUCUGCGUGUCUGUGUUUGUGUCUGUGUGUGUGUGUGUGUGUGUGUGUGUGUGUCUGUGUGUGUGUGUGUGUGUGUGUGUGUGUGUGUGUGUGUGUGUGUGUGUGUGUGUGUGUGUGUGUGUGUGUGUGUGUGUGUGUGUGUGUGUGUCAGAGGACUAAUGCAUGCAUGGAUGGUUCAGUGUGAUCACAACAGCAGCACUUCAGAGACUUCAGGACCAAUGAAAAAGUCAACAAACUGACCUUUAAAGGGUUAAAAUCCAGAAAAUUAAUGAAUAUUUGCCAGUAGCAUAUGCUUGUCUCAAAGAUUAAGCCAUGCAAGUCUAAGUACACAGGGCCGGUACAGUGAAACUGCGUAUGGCUCAUUAAAUCAGUUAUGGUUCCCUUGAUUUUUCACUAUUUUAAAAUCAGGACUGAUGUUGGUUAAACAAUAAGUUUGGUGUAAGUUGUUGAAAUUGUUGAGUUGUUUUAUGAAUUGUUGUCAUUUUGGACAGUUUUGAGUCUAUUAGGACAGUUUGUUUCUGGGCAAAUUUUUAAUAAUUUUGGGUAUUUUUUGUAAUUUGGUCAAAGGUUUUGAGACAUUUUGGUCAAAUAUUUUGGCAUUUUACUCAAAUUUUGAGUCUUUUAGGACAUUUUUUUUGUCUCUGGUAGGUUUUUGAGUAAUUGUGGACAUUUUAAAAUAAUUUUGGAAUAGAGACUGUUUAGACAAAUACUGAAUCAUUUUGCACAAUUUUUUGAUUAAUUCUGAACAGUUUUGAGUGUAUUUGGGCAAAUUUCGAGUAAUUACGGACAUUUUCCAAAUCAUUUUGGAAUAGCUUUGAGACAAAUUGCACAAAUAAUGUGGCAUUUGCACUAGUUUUAAGUCUAUUAGGACAAUUUUAGUUGUUCUGGGCAUGCUUUUGAGUAAUUAUAGACAUUUUUUCAUAAUUUUGGAAAUAGUUUUGAGACAUUUAUUGAGACAUUAUUGAAUCAUUUUUGCACAAGUUUUGAGUCAUCCUGAACACUUUUGAGUCUAUUUAGACAAAUUUCAAGCAUUUCUGAGCAUUUCUCAAAUCAUUUUGGAACAGUUUUGAGACAUAGUGUGCAAAUAAUCAAGCAUUUUGCACAGGUUUUUUUGGCAUUUUCGGCACUUAAAAGUUUUUCGGUUUUAAAUCUAUUAGUACAAUUUUUAGUUGUCUUGUGCAGAUUUUUUGAGUGAUUGUGGACAUUUUAAAAUAAUUCUGGAAUAGUUUUGAGACUGUUUGGGAAAAAUAUUGAAUCAUUUUGCACAAUUUUCGAGUUAUUCUGAACAGUUUUGAUUCUAUUUGAACAGGUUUUGAGUUGUUUGGGGCAAAUUUUGAGUCAUUUUGGAUAUUUUUUUGUUCUUUUGUUAACAGUUCUGACAAACACUGGACUAAUAAGUCAUUUUGCACUAGUUUUGAGUCCAUUUGGGCAAUUUUUGUUGUUGUUCUGGGCAUGCUUUUGAGUAAUUAUAGACAUUUUUUGAUAAUUUUGGAAUAGUUUUGAGACAUGUUGGACGAAUAUUGAAUCAUUUUGCACAAUUUUCGAGACAUUCUGAACAGUUUUGAGUCUAUUUGGACACAUUUCUAACACAUUUUUGUCUUUAAGAUCUGACAUAAAAUAAUCUUUCAUCAGAAUUAAUGUUGCUGCUAAUCAUUGACAAAUCCCAGACUGUGAUAAUGAAAAUAAAAAAAAACAAAAACCUUUAGUAUGUUGAAAAUAAUCACGUUUUAAAAAACAACCACCGCAGCAUCAUGUGACCAAACUGGUAUUUAAAAUCCUGAAAAUGAUUGAAUAUUUGGUCAUUAUGAUCAGGACUGUUGUUGGUUAAAACAUUUACUCAGUGAAAGUAGAAAAUAAUAUUUACAUAAAAUAUAACAGGACGUGUGGCACAAAACAUUUGAUAGAAACCGACAUGUAUUUUGUUGUUUUUUUAUUUUGAGUUCAUUUAUUGAUUUUUUUCUCGUUAUUUUUUAAAAUUUGAUUUUUUUUUUUUUAGCUUUUUUUCUAUGAAUUUAAUUAGUUUUGUUAUUUUACUAUAAAAUUUCGUUAUUUUACUAUAAAAUUUUUUGUUUAACGUUUUCUAACUUUCAAGUUGGCUUGUUUUCUCACAGAGCUCAUGUUGGCUUCAGGUGAAUCACAUGAGCGCUGUGAGGAGGUCUGUUCAUCUAAGUGGGCCUACAUUUUGAAGGAAACAUGUUUUCGAUGCUUCUUGAGCUGCUAUUUUUUUUCCUUCAAACUACAAGGAGGAAAGGUGGAGAUUGCAUCCUGUAAAUCAUUUGAAGGCUCUUGUGAAGGGUCUUCCCACCGCUGACAAGAACCGGGCGACUGCAGGUUUCUUUUUUGGAUGAGCCAUCGCGUUCACAUGCUUUUUAAAAAUAUUCACAACAAUGUGAUCAAAAGACGGAUCUUCUGGUGUCAGUGCUGCUUCCAUCAGCUUGUCUGCUGAGCCAAACACCCUGUGAAGAUCUUUCACGAUGGCUUUGGGUAUUUUGUCUAUCUUCUUGAUUGUUCCGUCGCCUGGGAUCUUGAUGUCGUCCAGCGGCAGCUUUUUCAGGCGCUUCAGGACGGCCUGGAGGUCGUCUAUGGUGAACAGCUUUCUGGAUUUGGCCAGGGAUUUAGUGAUCACCAUCUGGAGCAGAGCGCUGAUGACAGGAUGAAGACUUGACGUUUCAGCCUCAACCUCAGACUGAAGAUCUGAUGUUUUAGACUCAGGUUGAGGAGCAGCGAUGAAGUUGGUCAUUGGUUCUGACUCUUCAUACACUGAUGUCAAGCUGCAGAGAGACUCUGAGGGUCUGAGGGCUACAACUGGUGUAGAAACAACAGCCUCAUCAUCCCUGCAGAUUGAUGCAGAACCUGCAGCAUCGCUGGGACCUGGACCAGGACUCGGUUGGGCUGCAGGAAUCUGUGGUUCUUCAGGUGGGGUCGUGAUUGUGAUGAAGAGCUCUGAGAUGUCCUCUAGAGCUCCGGCCACUGCCUCACUGUGAGCCGUUUCCAGCGACAGCUCUUGAACACAAAAUAAGAUAUUUUGUAGGUAUUUUCCCACGACGUCUUCUGUCAUGGCGUACAGGACUUCAGGGGAAGAGGGAAGCUGAGUGCCGACCACCGGCUUAUUGAUCUUGGACAGGACGGUGUCGGACAGACAUCUUCUUGGAGGAGCGACGGGCAUGUAAUAUGUACGACCAACCAUCAGAUGACUGUAUAUUUUAUCAGUCAGUUCCCUUGUUAACUUCCUGAUCUGUUUGUUGAGUCUUUCCUGCACUUUUCUCUGUUUUCCAGCUUCGCCUGUCUGGUCAAAAAUGUCGUACAGUUUGUCAAGAGCAGGUUCGAUGGAGUCAAACUCCACUGAAGCCUGAUCUUUACUGGACUGUGUUGGUGUGACGACCAGGUAGCUCGGUGAAGGUGUUGCCCUUGGAGUCAACCUGGGAGACUGUGGAACACUUCCAGGUAAAGUUAAUUCUUCGUCAGUGCUUUGGAUCAGAGACUGAUCGGACCUCUGUUUCAGAUCCACGAGGAACUCUGAAUCUUUUUUCUUCCAGGCAUUCUUCAGGUCUGAAAUCAUUUUUUCAAACUGCCUUUUAGCAGCCUUGGAAAAGUGACCGUGUUGUUUUUCGCGAGCAGUAAUUUUGGUGCCGGCCGACGAAAAAAAGUUUUUGACCUUCCUCGCGAUCAGGCCCAUGUUAAAAUGAGUUCUGGGAGAUUUUUUAGGAGACGCAGCUCCACUUCCAGACUCACAUAUGUGCAUGUCAUGGAGUAUAGUUGUCAGAAUAUCAGCUGCAACACGUUCAGCCGAGGGAGUGCUGCUGAGGGCCGGGGGAACCCCCUGAGCCUCUCCUGAGACCACAUCUGACACUGAGGACCAUUUCUCCAGAAUGCCCUUCAUAGAGCUGGUCACUGAAGGAACAGAGAUUUUGGACUUUAUGCUUUCGAUGCUCUCGUCCAGGUGACUGUACCUGUACGGCUGUCUGCAGCACAAUCUGCUCAGCCUCACCGCACAUCUUCUCAGACAUGCGGCAGAGUGAGACACUAUCCGACGAAGGGUUUCAAUGCUGAACUUGGUGCCGCUGACGUAAACGGCAGGUUCUGGAGGCAGAACUGGACUGUUGUUGGCCAGAGCCAGAGCAGAGUUAACCCUCUCUGAAACCUCCAUCUCCACCAGCUCAGUCAGCUGUUCGGCACUUUCACACUUUUCCGACGGGACACCGAGAGCCCAGGCGAUGCUGCCGAAGAGGGAGUCUCCCAGGGAAACGUAGAAGUGCCCGCUGUCAGCAGUCCUGGACUCUUCAAGGAUUUUAAGGGUAAUUUUCAGGGUCUCGGCAGCAAGACUCUGAAUUAUGUUGGUGAACACGUCGAUCAGAACAGCGACCGUUGAAACGUCCAGCGUCUCUGUUGCUAACAUGUUCCACUGAAGCUCAGAGAUCUUCUGAAUGCAUCUGGUCACUAUUGGCAAGAUCUCCUCUCUGGAGAGAGUGAUGGUUUCCACUGGUGGCUCAGUCUGGUCCACUGGAUCCAUUGGUGGUUCUGGCUGGACCAGCGGAGAUGGAUCUUUGGAAGAUGUUUUGUGAAUGGGAGGUUUAGCCGAUGUCUGUUCUGUCGGUGGUUCUGGUUCGUCCAGAUUCACAAAGAACACUUUUCCGAGAGUGUCGGUCACCGGUAUUUUACAUUUGUCCUCAUCAUCGAUGUUCAUUGCAAGGGUAUCCUCUGAUUCACAGUUGGUCAUAUCAUCAAUCAGUCUCAAUGCAGCCAUUUCUUCAAAGUUCGUGUCUUUCGGUAAAUCAAACUUGUCGAUGGUAGAAAGUUCUUCUUCCUCUAAGAUGCGUCGGUUCAAGGUUUUCUCUUGAAGUCAGCUGAGUUGUUCUGGAGGAGAAUGUGAUUGGAAUCCAGACGUUGUUCCGAAUUUAUAGACCUUGGGACAUCACUGAUGACAUCACAGAUGACAUCAUUUAGAAUCUGAGCAUGUACAAUGCAGCCCUUUGUGACAUCAUGUGAAAUCACAAACUGGCCUCUUAUGACAUCACACAAACACACACACACACACACACACACACACACACACACACACACACACACACACACACACACACACACAC
Messenger RNA from Amphiprion ocellaris (clown anemonefish), 11220 nucleotides. Its product is annotated as netrin-G1-like. The record is from RefSeq and is a predicted model, not a curated record. The transcript has 7 exons. Lineage: Eukaryota; Metazoa; Chordata; Actinopteri; Pomacentridae. The coding region runs from base 956 to 2341 and encodes 461 amino acids. Gene Ontology annotation, molecular function: cell-cell adhesion mediator activity.